UUCCCCUAUUUAGUACACGUGUAGAAUGGCAGCCGUGUCUUUCUAGAGAAAGUGACAAAAAGAAAGAAACAAAAAGAUGCACGCGUUGGUUAACGUAUUUGUUCGUUGUCUCUAUUUUCUCCUCCCUCCCUCUUGGCUUCAUCUCGGGUUUUGCUGGUGGGAUGAGUGUGGAAAGAUGCCAUGGCCCAAUCCCAGAGCUCGUUUCAAAAGCAAAAAGCCUCUUACAUAUCAGGAAGUAACAACACAAGACGGCUUCAUCCCCUCGGUCUCCCCAGCUUCUAGCUGCGUCUCGCUAGCUGCUAGCUCCACGCCACCUCAGGGUUCUCCGUGGGGUAGAAUUUGGGGGCUCUGGCACGCUGUGGAGCGCAUCUUCGGAGCUCCCUUGGCCGUCCACCAGCGCUGGUGUCAAAGGCGUAGAGGUUUAUGUGCCCCAUAUCCUGGCGCUUUCAAUUGCUGUAGUACGAGAAACACAGGCUUUAAGGAAAGCAACGCUGUAGCCGAGGAGGAAGCAAACGAAUCGGGAGAAAACUCGUUUAUUUCGGGUAAAAUGGCCAGUGCCACAAUGGAGUUUCAGACCCAUAUCGAAUCUGUAUCAGAUUCGUCGACGGGACGGGAAAUUGAUGAAGUGAUUAUUGUGGAUCAACACCUGCAGGAGAUGGGGACUCAAGUUACCAUAACAGUGGCUAUUCAGGCAGCUGAAGACGAGGAACCAGAUGAGGAGGUGUCCUCAAACAAUUUAGAUUUCCUCGGAGGAAGCUGUAGUGAAGACGAAAUCGGAAGACAUGAUAAGUCCAGUGGCGCUGGGACUAGUGGUGGGGAGCUAGAGGAGGAAAGCUGGCAGCCUCCAGACCCUGAGUUGACACAGAAGCUGGUGGCCCAAAUCGAGUACUACCUGUCGGAUGAGAACCUGGAGCACGAUGCCUUCCUUCUGAAACAUGUCCGACGCAACAAACUAGGCUUUGUCAGUGUGAAAUUGCUCACCUCCUUCAAGAAGGUGAAGCACUUGACGCGAGACUGGAGAACAACUGCAUAUGCUCUGCGCCACUCAACAAUACUUGAACUUAAUGAAGAGGGGCGCAAAGUCCGUCGCAGAUCAACAGUGCCUGUGUUUGCCAGUGAGUCUCUGCCAAGCCGCAUGCUGCUGCUCAGUGAUCUGCAGAGCUGGCCUGAGCUCGGCGUGGUGAUGGAGGCGGGGGCUGGGGACGGGAGCAGUGAGGGCGGAGCUACCCAGCAGGAGCAACUGAUGAAGCUGCUGCUGAAAGCGUUUGGAACGUUUGGCGCCAUUGCAUCUGUUAGGGUGCUGAAGCCAGGAAAGGACCUACCAGCUGACCUGAAGAAGCUGAGCGGUCGUUACACACAGCUGACCACUGAGGAGUGUGCCAUCGUGGAGUAUGAGGAGGUGGAAGCUGCGGUCAAAGCCAACGAGGCUGUCGGGAGCGAUGAGGGAGUGGGAUCACUUGGGCUGAAAGUGGUGCUGAUCGGGACAAAGCCCCCCAAGAAGAAGGUUCCUAAAGAUCAGCGUCAACGCGAGGAGGGAGUGGGAGGGAUGAGAAAGAGCCGCUCACUCAACAGCCGGGUACGGGAGCUUCAGUAUCACGAAGACUCUGCGUGUAGCUCUUCAGAGACUGAGAGCAACCCUACCUCCCCUAGACUGGCCCGCAAGUCCCGAUCUGUCAAUAAGUUAAGCCCCACUGGAGGGGGUGCCAGCUUCCAGAACAAUCACCUGAGCCCAGUGGUGUCUCCACGCACCAGCCCCUGGUCUAGUCCCCGGGCCAGCCCCUGCUCCCCACGCAAAUCUCCCCAUUCCCAUAAGUCUCCUUUGGCUACUGAGGGUAGACUAAGCCCUGAGGCUGGUCGCCGCUGGGCGGACUACUCCUCUGACAGCAGCCUAACCCCAUCGGGAAGCCCCUGGGUCCAGAGGCGCAGGCAGGUGGCCUCCCAGGAAAGCAGCCCAGUAGGGAGCCCAAUGCUGGGCCGAAAGAUCCAGGGUGCAGACGGGCUUCCGCCUGGUGUGAUGCGGCUACCGCGUGGGCCUGAUGGAACACGCGGGUUUCACUGUAACGUGACCGCUGGUGUCACUGAGAGGGGAGAGAAGACUGCUGCCACCCAAACCUAACACUCGUACCCCCUAUGGCCCCAGUUCUACUACAGCACACAGCAAUGAGAUUUGAUCCAGACCUUUGACCACUACAUUGACAUUCUUUAUGAUGUUUGUCACCCAUCCCACAUUGAAUGAUUGUAGAUUAGUUUUGAGUGUUAUGGUUGGAGUUGUCUGUACUUGUUAUGCUUUUUAUACAAUAUUUUGGUUAAAAUAGGGUGACGCCUAAUUUAUGAAUGCUUUAGAUUGAUUUUGAGUUCAAUAUUAAUUUAAGGGAGACCUAACAAAUUCAAAAUUAAGUACUGUAUUCUGUACCAGAGUAAUGCUUUUGUCACCUCCAUUGUUAUCUGAAGUGUUAUUUGUGGGGUGGGGUGAAGACAAGCUUCCAUGUACCCUAUUUUGCUUUUUUAUUGAAGUGUCUUCUGUCUUAAGUGUGUGUGGAAAUCUCAACAUCUUGUCUGUAUGUUGUAAAUGUAUAAAUGGUGUGAACAGUGUUACGGGCACACACGUUGAUAUUAAGAUAUCACAAUAUGCCUUUUGCUAUAUUUGUCCAUUAGGAGUAUCAAUGUUACUAUCUCUUCAAACUGUGGCCAUAAUCUCCCCUGCCAUAAGGUUGAAUUGUCAUUACACAUGGAGUCAUUUUCUAGUUUUCCUUAUUUUGCCUUUUAAUUUAUCUUUCCUGUAUGCCUUGGCAGUCUAACUUAAGCUUCCAUUGUAGGGGUUACUCUCCUAGCUCUUAAGUGAAAAUACUGGAUUUGGGGAGCCCUUCCUUGGCUGGAAUCUGUUUCUAUCAGUGUGUAGCAUGCUGGUAGUGGGGUAUAAAAGGGAAGCAAUGUUUAACUUUGCGUGAAAAAUACAAAUGCUCUUUAACUCUUGACAUGUUGAGCAUUUCUUAUUGUAAAAAAUAAAUCACUAAAAUUGCA
Messenger RNA from Esox lucius (northern pike), 3021 nucleotides. RefSeq names its product La ribonucleoprotein 6, translational regulator a (gene larp6a). Gene Ontology annotation, biological process: RNA processing. NCBI's taxonomy places the organism in Eukaryota, Metazoa, Chordata, Actinopteri, Esociformes, Esocidae. Gene Ontology annotation, molecular function: mRNA binding. Bases 77 to 2116 code for a protein of 679 amino acids. The record is from RefSeq and is a predicted model, not a curated record. Gene Ontology annotation, cellular component: nucleus. The transcript is spliced from 3 exons.